This is a messenger RNA of Penicillium lagena, 1467 nucleotides long. RefSeq lists its product as uncharacterized. Gene Ontology annotation, molecular function: carbohydrate:proton symporter activity. The record is from RefSeq and is a predicted model, not a curated record. Bases 1 to 1467 code for a protein of 488 amino acids. Lineage: Eukaryota; Fungi; Ascomycota; Eurotiomycetes; Eurotiales; Aspergillaceae. Gene Ontology annotation, biological process: transmembrane transport; carbohydrate transport. The transcript is spliced from 10 exons. Gene Ontology annotation, cellular component: membrane.
AUGGAUCUGGCAAAGGGGAACAGCGAAGCGAUCGAGCAUGUCUCCACACAGCUGGAGCCUGACAUGAUCUCCAAGGAGCGACCUGUUAUGCGGUCUAAAGUAGACGACUUUACCGUGUGGCAGAGUGUGAAACAAUUCAAGCUUGUAUCCCUAGUUGCGAUGGCUGCAGCGUUCAGUGCAUCGCUCGAUGGGUACCAAAUUAACCUGAACGGUGGAAUCGUGUCGAACAAAGGGUUUAUUGGCCAGAUGGCAACCGAGGGCACUACGAUCAUUCAAGGAAAAUAUGUUUCAGCGUGGGGAGGGAUCCAGUCAGCCGGCCAGACAGUCGGCCAAAUCCUCCUCCAAUAUGUCACCGAAGCGUACGGACGAAAGGUUGCGUUAUACAUUAUCUUUGUCGACCUGGUCGUGAGCAUUUUCAUCGAGAGUUUUGCUACUCGCUGGGACCACUGGCUUGUCGCAAAGCUCUUCUCCGGCAUGGGCGUUGGCAUGUUGCAGUCUACUAUGCCUCUUUACCUAUCAGAGAUCUCUCCGUCUCAGCUCCGAGGUCUAUAUAUCAACGCCUACAGCUUUUGGUUUGUCAUUGGCCAGAUCUUCGCUUCGGUAGCGCUCAACCAGCUCAACGCGGUGGACCCGUACAAUUUCCGAUUAAUCUUCGUGCUUCUCCCGGAGUCGCCAUGGUGGCUCGUCAGCAAGGGCAAGCUCGAACAAGCAGCCAAGAUCUUGAAGAGAUACAACGGCAACGUCAAGGAGUACAGCGUUGAUGAGCAAAUUGAAGUAAUGACCGCAACAGUUGCAGAGGAGCGCCGCGUUGCCGAGCGCAACAGGGAAGAAGAUAGAUGGGCUAUCUUCCGAGGACGCAAUCUCAUCCGCUUUAUCAUUGCUGGUUGGCCCAAGAUUGCGCAACAGUUUGUUGGUCUUGCCGUAUUCAACACCUACGCCACAUAUUUCUUCCAAUAUGCCGGAUUCAAGGAUCCGUUCCAGGUUACCAUGAUUCUGUCUUGUGUUCAGCUCAUCUCGAUGAUCCUCACAGCCGCGCUGACCGAUCAAUUCGGCCGCCGCCCGCUUACAGUCUACCCCUACGCGAUCACAAGCAUAUCACUGCUAUGUCUGGGUGUCGUCGGCUGCUUCGACUAUACCAAGCCAGCAUUGAGCUCGCUUCUGAUCUUCUUCGCCUGCCUGGCCACAUUCUCAACCACCGGCGCAUCAGCCAUUGGCUAUGCGUACGCCGCUGAAAUUCCUCAGCAGCGCCUGCGUGCCCAGACAACGGGCUGGGCUUUGGCCUUGUCCAAUGGAGUUGCGAUUAUGUUUAGCUUUACCACGCCCGAUAUGAUUAAUGGGACUGUUACCCAAUGGGGUGUGAAGACGGGUUUCUUCUUUGCGGCAACGGGUGCCAUUGCUGUGGUCAUUGCUUGGUUUAUUCUCCCUGAGGUGACGCGUCGCACACCUGCUGAAAUUGAUGAGAUGUAA